ACUCAAUCUCCAUCUCCAAUUUCACUAAUUAGUUAGUAGCAGACUUACAAAACUUUGUGAUGAUAAGGUCAUCUAGCAAACCAAUAAUUUAGCAACCCCUGAUCCUCUAACCUUCUAUAACCCAUUAAUCACAGUUCCACACAACUCAGAGCAUGGAGACCAGUACUGAAAAUAAUUACUUUCAUGAAGCCAGCUACAUGGACCAAGCAGGUCAAUUACGAACCACAAGAGUGCCUGUAGUUCAAGAACUAGCUCGCCGAGGACUCAAACACCUGCCGGAGAGGUUCGUGGCGCUGCAACCUGAACACGAUCAGUACCCCGCUUUAUCCAGCCAUCAUGUCUCGGAACUCCUACCAUCCAUAAACAUGACCAAAUUACGAGGCAACGAUCGAGCCGAAGAGCUGGCCAAGCUACUAACUGGAGCUAAGACAUGGGGUAUGGUUGUAGUUGAAGGCCACGGUGUAGCUGAGUCUGUUUUGCAUGGUGUGAGGGAUGUGGUGAAGGAGUUCUUUGGGUUGUCGUUUGACGAGAAGAAGGCAAGCGUUGGGUCGUAUGUAAGCGUGGAUAACAUGGGGUAUGGCCGGAACUUUGUCAAGUCGGAAGACCAGCCUUUGGAUUGGAUUGAUCGUGUGACCGUGAAAGCAGCUCCGGCCGGAGCAACCGAAGGGCUUCAUGUUUGGCCUCAAAGGCCUGCUAAUUUCAGGCAUGCUAUAGAGCAAUAUGUUGCAGAAGCAAGAAACAUCUUCAAUGACAUACUUGAAGCUCUUCCUGAAGCCUUAUCACUAGAAAGACAUGUAUUCCUCCAAAACUUUGACCCCCACGAGACUGAGAUCAAUGUGAGAGUGAACUACUACCCCCCAUGCCCAAGGCCAGACCAAGCCCUUGGUCUAACCCCACACACUGAUGCCAGUGCCCUCACUCUCCUUCUUCAAUUCGAAGCCAGCGGAGGGCUCCAAGUGUUGAAGGACAUGGAAUGGAUCACCGUGCCUUGGCCAAAAGACGCAAUGCUAGUGAAUGUGGGAGACCUACUAGAGAUUAUGAGCAAUGGGAUGUUUAGAAGUCCAUGGCAUAGGGUUGUUACCCAAAUGGAUGUAGAGAGGUUUUCGGUGGCUUUAUUCUAUAAUCCAAGUCCUCGAACUCAGAUUGAGCCGAUUGGGAAUUGUUCAUUGGCAAAUGAUGAUGAUGUUGAGGGGUAUAAGAAGGUGGUUGUGGGUGACUAUUUGCAACAUUUUUAUAGGAUUAGUCCUACUGUGAAGAAACAAGCUAUCAGCUUUGCCAAAAGAGUACCCAGAUCAUAACGUGGGUGUUGGAAUGGUGGAUGAUAGUCAUUUCCUAUAGCUCAGACCUGUGGGGAAAGAACCCAUCAAUUUUACGAGUAUGUGCUUUAUUUAUUUGUCAUGAGAGUAAAUCAUUUCUUGUGAAUGAUGUUAUGGAAACUGAAGACAGCUUGAUAAGAGAAAGAAAACUUCUCAGCUCUAA
Molecule: messenger RNA, 1479 nt
Organism: Rosa rugosa (rugosa rose)
Lineage: Eukaryota; Viridiplantae; Streptophyta; Magnoliopsida; Rosales; Rosaceae
Product: 2-oxoglutarate-dependent dioxygenase 11-like
Exons: 2
Coding region: 153-1298 (381 amino acids)
Source: RefSeq, a predicted model, not a curated record